UGAUUCACUUUGUCUCGCUCGCCUAACACUUACCCCACACACACUCUUAUCAUCCUUUCUUCUACCCUUUAUUAACUCAUCUCCCUCCUCUCCUCUCCUCUCCUCUCCACAAUAAUCAAAUCCAUGUUCUAGCUCUGCUGUACAGUUAACCUUAAGAACAGGUUUUUUUUCAAAAUUAUCAUUUAAUUGGUUGUUUGUUGGGAAGAAACGAUGAAUCAGUGGGCGAUUCAGCCAAAGGCUUUCGCUGCGGGAGGAGAGCAGAGUGUUGUAGUUUGCCCAAAACCCCGUCGUAUUGGUCUCGGUAACCAUCUCCACCAUCCCUCCUCCCGCUCUCUGCGAUGUUACUUCAGCCAGCAAGUUGAAUCCAAGGCUGAGACUGAUAUCUUAGAUAUCAUACUCACCAAGGAACAAGUUAAUCACUCGCAGGUAUUAGACUCGCCGUCCCCGUUUUUAUGUGGGUCGCCGCCGAGUAGAGUCGCUAACCCAUUAACACAGGAUGCUCGUUUCAGAGAUGAAAUCAAGCUGGUCUCUUCUUCCCCGAUCACGACUCCGCUGGGCCAACCUCCGUCGUCCCCUUCUUCCUCUGGGAGGAAAGGAGGAUGUGUUAGAGGCAAUUUUGGUAACAGCCCAGCGGUUAGGAUCGAAGGGUUUGAUUGCCUUGACAGGGACAGUAGAAACUGCAGCAUCCCUGCCUUGGCUUAGAAACCAAACCAACCUCGAAAACGCAUCCACUCUGUUGAAUUAUCUCAUGAAAACCAAUUUAGUGCGUCGUACAUAUAUGAGUUUAAGGAUAUGGAAAUGUGUGGAAUAUAAUCUUUGAGGGAAGUGAAAGAGCAUGUGAGAUCAAUCUUUUGGAGUUUGGUUGUUUUGUUUUUAAAGAGUGUAAAUAGGUGACGGAGUAAAACCGAUUUUCUGGGUUAAGUUUUUAGUAUUCGUGGUCAUUUUGUAAGUAUAAGUAUCAAGUCUAAAGAUGAAUCGUUGAGGAUAAGGAAGAAUAACAUUUGAAGGUCAGGUUUUCUUGUGUAAAGAGAGAUCGAGAUAGAAAAGUGCAUUUUGGGUAUUUUCUACUUUUGUUUUUGUUUCUAUUAUGUGUUCAUGUUGGUUAUGAAGAUGAGAAAGAAGAAUUUGUACAAAAGGAAAGAAAUUUAAAUGAUGUAAAUUUUACUUUUGAAUUC
Molecule: messenger RNA, 1175 nt
Organism: Brassica oleracea var. oleracea
Lineage: Eukaryota; Viridiplantae; Streptophyta; Magnoliopsida; Brassicales; Brassicaceae
Exons: 3
Coding region: 211-702 (163 amino acids)
Source: RefSeq, a predicted model, not a curated record